Molecule: messenger RNA, 4606 nt
Organism: Manis javanica (Malayan pangolin)
Lineage: Eukaryota; Metazoa; Chordata; Mammalia; Pholidota; Manidae
Source: RefSeq, a predicted model, not a curated record
CACCAUUGAGGAACUUCGGUUGGCUGAUUGUCACGGCUGCCGCUGAGCGAGCACCAGCUUCUCUCGCUCUAGAACCUGGACUCGGCUAGGGUUUGGAAAGGGCAGUGGACGGCGUUGGGGGCGUACUGACGAGGCAAGUGAGGGCGGAGGAAAGGAGCGAGCCUUCGGACGGGGGAGGGGCGCGCUCGGCGCUCAGGGGGAGCCUGGCCCCAGCUCCCACCCAGCCUCCGCCGGGGGCGUGCUGCCGGACUUCGGGAGUGACUGCCCCGGUCGGUCCUGACAAGUUCUCCGAGCGGGAAGGAGAAGUGACUUCUUCCCGGGUCCCGCGCUCCCGGUGUGGUGGCAGUCCGUACGACGUACUCCCGUGCUCGCCUUCCCUCCUUUUUGCUGUUUCCGCUGCCCUUUCAGUCUCUUGGCGCUGGAGGAGCUGAUCUGACGCCAGCCCUGGCUCCCUGGCCUCGUGACUGCUGUGUUCCCAGCCUCCUUGAUCGGGGUCUUCCCAUCGUUUGGGGUAGAGACCACGAGGCCAUGAAGCAGUGGGCACAAAGCAGGCGUCCUUUUAUAUCGACUCCAAAAACCUAUAUAUAAAGAACUCUUCCGUUGAAUUCAUGGUGUUUCAUCCUGUAUACAACUGAGAUAUCAAAACUUUUGGAUUGUUGUUAUUGGACCAAAAAUAUGACAUCCAUUAUCAAAUUAACUACCCUCUCUGGGGUUCAAGAAGAGUCUGCUCUUUGUUAUCUUCUACAAGUUGAUGAGUUUAGGUUUUUGUUGGACUGUGGCUGGGAUGAGCACUUUUCUAUGGAUAUUAUAGAUUCCCUGAGGAAGCACGUUCACCAGAUAGAUGCAGUACUGCUUUCUCACCCCGACCCUCUCCAUCUGGGUGCCCUCCCGUAUGCUGUUGGAAAGUUGGGUCUGAACUGUGCUAUCUAUGCAACCAUCCCUGUUUAUAAAAUGGGACAGAUGUUCAUGUAUGAUCUUUAUCAGUCUCGACACAAUACAGAAGAUUUCACACUCUUUACAUUAGAUGAUGUGGAUGCAGCCUUUGAUAAAAUACAGCAGUUAAAAUUCUCUCAGAUUGUGAACUUGAAAGGUAAAAAACGUUUCUAUCACUUAAAUGGAUGUUCCCUGGAAAUGCUAAGCCGACCCUCCCUACUUAUCACAGAUUCAUUUAAUGCUACAUAUGUGCAGCCGAGGAGAAAACAGAGAGAUGAGCAACUUCUGACAAAUGUCCUGGAAACACUUCGAGGUGAUGGAAAUGUACUAAUAGCAGUGGACACUGCAGGCAGAGUUUUGGAACUUGCUCAACUCCUUGAUCAAAUUUGGAGAACUAAAGAUGCAGGAUUGGGUGUUUACUCAUUGGCACUCCUAAAUAAUGUCAGUUAUAAUGUGGUGGAGUUUUCUAAGUCCCAGGUAGAAUGGAUGAGUGAUAAAUUGAUGAGAUGUUUUGAAGACAAAAGAAAUAAUCCAUUUCAGUUUCGCCAUCUCUCUCUCUGUCACGGUCUUUCUGACUUGGCUCGAGUGCCUAGCCCUAAAGUCGUGCUUGCCAGCCAGCCUGACUUGGAAUGUGGAUUUUCAAGGGAUCUCUUUAUUCAGUGGUGUCAGGACCCUAAAAACUCAAUCAUUCUAACUUACAGAACUACUCCUGGGACUUUAGCGCGUUUCUUAAUUGAUAAUCCUUCUGAAAAAAUUACAGAAAUAGAGUUAAGGAAGCGUGUGAAGCUUGAAGGGAAAGAACUUGAAGAAUACUUGGAAAAAGAGAAACUAAAAAAAGAAGCUGCUAAAAAACUUGAGCAGUCAAAAGAGGCAGAUAUAGAUUCCAGUGAUGAGAGUGACGUUGAAGAAGAUAUUGACCAGCCAUCGGCUCAUAAAACUAAGCAUGACCUGAUGAUGAAAGGUGAAGGGAGUCGUAAAGGGAGUUUCUUCAAACAGGCUAAAAAGUCCUAUCCUAUGUUUCCUGCCCCAGAAGAAAGAAUCAAAUGGGAUGAAUAUGGAGAAAUUAUCAAACCAGAGGAUUUCUUAGUGCCAGAACUUCAAGCUACUGAAGAAGAAAAAAGUAAAUUAGAAUCUGGCUUGACAAAUGGAGAUGAACCGAUGGAUCAGGAUUUAUCUGAUGUUCCUACAAAGUGUAUAUCUGCCACAGAGUCUAUUGAAAUAAAAGCUAGGGUUACUUACAUAGACUAUGAAGGACGCUCUGAUGGGGAUUCCAUUAAAAAGAUCAUUAAUCAGAUGAAGCCACGACAGUUGAUUAUUGUCCAUGGACCACCGGAGGCCAGUCAGGAUCUUGCAGAGUGCUGCCGUGCAUUUGGUGGGAAAGAUAUUAAAGUGUAUAUGCCAAAGCUGCAUGAGACAGUCGAUGCCACUAGUGAGACUCACAUCUACCAGGUGAGAUUAAAAGACUCACUUGUCAGCUCCCUUCAGUUUUGUAAGGCCAAAGAUGCCGAGUUAGCUUGGAUAGAUGGUGUCUUAGACAUGAGGGUCUCUAAAGUAGACACAGGAGUUAUUUUAGAAGAAGGAGAACUAAAGGAUGAUGGAGAAGACUCAGAAAUGCCAGUGGACGCUCCUUCAGAUUCUAGCGUCAUAGCACAACAGAAGGCCAUGAAAAGUCUCUUUGGAGAUGACGAGAAAGAAACAGGUGAAGAAAGUGAGGUCAUUCCUACUUUGGAACCCUUGCCACCUCAUGAGGUUCCUGGACAUCAAUCAGUUUUUAUGAAUGAACCAAGACUGUCAGACUUCAAACAAGUUCUUUUACGGGAGGGGAUUCAAGCUGAAUUUGUAGGAGGUGUACUUGUUUGCAACAAUCAAGUAGCAGUCCGUAGAACGGAAACUGGACGCAUUGGAUUAGAAGGAUGCCUUUGUCAAGAUUUUUAUAGGAUAAGAGACCUUUUAUAUGAACAGUAUGCCAUUGUAUGAAGGACUUGAUGUCAGGAAAUACCUGUUUGACCUUUCUAAGAAAAAAGGAUUAUCUUAUUCUAACCUUUUGUUUUUCUGUUUUGUAACAUACAAAAAGAAUUUCCAAAAUAAUUUAACAUGUGCUAGAUUUUUAAAAAAUGUAAAUAAAGACCAUUUUGCUAAUGCUCAAAUGAGCAUAUGUACUUUUGGGCUUUUUCAGAGCACUGAAGCCCCUGACAAGGGCACAGGCCCAAGAGUUGAAGGUGACAGGUCCCCUUUACAGACCCCUUACAGAAGGGCUUUUUACUUGAAUAAAGCAAUGCAAUUUAGGAAACCAGUUCAUGGCCUUAGAGAAAUAUGUUUGCAUGAGUUCUUGCAAACUUUAAAAAAUUUUCUGGAAUGAAAAGUGAGAAUUAUUUGCAAAAGAUGUGCUGUAAAAAAAACAGAUAAAACAUUUUUUUGAGGCUUAUCUAUUUAAAGAACAAAGAGUAUGUGAUACAACUCUUCUUUUCAAUUCUAAUAUGCAGUUGUCUUCACAUGGAGCAUAUCUACUCCAUGCCCCUAUGUCCCAGCGAUUUACUCUACUGUGACAUAGUGCACAUUUGGUUCAGAAAUGAGUUUUUAUUUCUAUUUCUUGUUUUAUGAAGAUCUGUUCGUCAGUUUGAAUUAUAAACCACAUAUGAAUAGACAUAACUUCGUGAUGUGUUAGUCUUAUUAGUUCUUCAUACAUUUUAGAUGCAUCUUGACUCUCAGCUAGGGUACCGUAUUGGAAACUGUUUGGUGCUGUUGAUUAAGGAAACAAAUGUUGGACCUCACCUUUUAUAAGGUAACGGCAUAAUUUAAUUAAAAGUAUAAGUGUUUUCACCUCUUAGGCUUGCUCUCCCCUUAGAUUGUCCAAGCAGUAGUUAGAUUUUAUACACAUUUGUACAAAAAUAAUACUGAAGUUGGAUAAAGUCAUCCUUUCUGUGUUCAUAAUUUUCUUGAGGCUAGCAGCCCUUAUACAGUAUAAACCACUUCUGUGAGAGUAAAAACUGAAUAUAUGCAACCUUCAUUGAACUUAAAAAUGAAAAUCAUGUCACCCUAUUGGAAUCUGUUGAUGUUUUUUUAGAAUAUAGCUGAAUGAUGGCAGUCCUUGAUGUUUAUGUCUUAAAUAUUUAAGCCCUGUUUUUAACACUUAGCAUUUUUAGGACGAUCAGUCUUUUUGUUUAACUUAAAUGGAACCAUGUAUACUACAACCCAGUGAUAUCAGACUAGAAUUAAUAUUUCAUUCUUUUCCAGAUGCUUACAAAGCUUUUAUUGUGGAUUAUAGGGCUAAGGCAAAGUUUACAGCCUUCCGAUGCUGAAAACUAGGCAUACAAAACAAUGUUAUGGAAAAUGAAGAUAGAGAAAAUGUUUUCUUUGUAGAGCUUUGAAGAAAUUUCACUGAAACUCUCAUUACUGAAUAGAGUAAAUCUAGAAUCCUAUUUGUAUUCCAAGAGAAAGAAAGUCUGCAUUUGUUUCAUGGCUUAAAGCAUCUGGUAAUACAUACUGCAUUGUAAUACCGAUACUGAAAAAUUGUUUCUUGAAUAGCCUAUGAACUAUGAACAGGAAUUAAAUCUUAAAGUACUUCAACAAGAUGGCUGUGCUAACUAAUGUCAUUGCAGGUGCAAUGCUUUUCCCUGUUUUCUAAAUGACAAUAUCACUAAAAUUUCUAAAUAAAGGCAUUUGUUUAGCUUCA